This is a messenger RNA of Caenorhabditis sp. 36 PRJEB53466, 1691 nucleotides long. NCBI's taxonomy places the organism in Eukaryota, Metazoa, Nematoda, Chromadorea, Rhabditida, Rhabditidae. The record is from the annotation of a GenBank genome assembly.
AUGGGCUACGAUUCAGAAAAGCCCGGAGAAGGCAAUAGAAGCGUGCUGCGAGCAGUAGAAGUGCGCAGAAGGCAGGGAGUGGACGGCGACGCGGGCGGAUCGCACGCAAGUGGCUCCGCUCGGUUGGAGAUGCUGCUCUUCCAGCAUCCGGGGGAGACGUCGUGAGGAUUUUGAGACACCUGGAGAAGUUGUGUCUCAAAACUCUGAACCUUUUCCAAGUGAACCCCUCCCUAUCAGAAUAUGACGACGCCAUCUUCGGACGUGCGAACCUCCAACCGAGCUGAGCCUCUUGCGUGCAAUCCGCCCGCGUCGCCGUCCUCUCCCUGCCUACGCGCUCCUGCUGCUUCCAGCAGACUUCCGAUGCAUUCUCCAGGUUUCUCAGAAACCUCGCCCAUCAGAAUCUCACUACGUCAUCCUCGGACGCUGGAAAAGCAGCAUGUCCAGCAUCCAUUCUUCUACAUUUUCGUAAACUAAAGGGAUUUUGCUGUAAGGAAGCAAAAUAAAUGUGAUAUGGAUUCCGAAAAUGUAUUCUCGAAUUUGUAAAAUAGUCACUUUUACUUCUUGUUUUAAGCGUUUUUACUUUUGUUCUCUUCUGAUCUUCAACGAAUUCUUUGGCGAAUUCUGAAAAUGCCGCUUUCUGCUAAACCGGGCGACAUUACAACACUCCAACGGUCGGCGACGAUUCGCCGGCGGCCAGUGAGACGUAAAUAUGUACGGAGUUCUUGUAAUCGGAGCGCCAGGAGCAGGAAAGUCGACUUUUUGUGCCGGUUUAACAGACAUCUUCAGCCAGACAGAAAGACCGUUCCUCACAGUCAAUCUCGAUCCCGCAAAUGACACGAUGGCCUACCAUCCGGACGUGAAUAUCACAGUCAGUGGACUUCUUUGAGCAGACCAUGUAAAUUUCUUCUUCAGGAGUUGAUUACAGUGAAUGACGUGAUGGAUCGAUUGAGUCUCGGUCCGAACGGAGCACUCAAGUACUGCAUCGAGACUCUGGGAGCGAACAGUGAAUGGUUACUUCAAGUAAGCAGAGAUAAUUGAGAAUCAUCAAAUGGAAAAGUGUUUUCAGAAAAUAGAAGCGAACAGGAAGAAGUAUCUGAUAAUUGAUUGUCCCGGACAGCUGGAAUUGUACAAAAGCGAAGGAGAACUGUGGAAAGUGAUCAGAUAUCUGGAGAAGGCCGGUGUCCGUCUCUGUGCCCUCCACCUCGCAGAUUCCCUCUACUGCAGUGAUCCCGCCAAGUUCAUUUCGGUCACACUCUCCACACUCGGUAUUCCUUUUCUUCUGUUGUUCUAAUAAGUUCUUGUUUCAGCCACAAUGAUGACAAUGGAAAUGCCACAAGUGAACUGCCUGUCGAAGGUGGAUCUCUUUUCUGCAGAAGGCACCUAUGAUCUCGACUUUUUCUCCUACCUUCCCGACGUGAACAGAUUGAUGGAUCUGCUCAAUGAAGUACCCGGAUUGGAGAAGUAUCAAAAACUGAACGAGGCCAUUUGUGGAGUAAGCAACAGUUAUCGUUCGGAAUUUCAUUGCUUUAUUCCAGGUGAUCACAGAUUUCGAUCUAGUCUCGUUUGUUCCGCUCGCAGUAGAAAACAAAGAAUCGAUGAUGAAAGUCAUUCAGUUGGUCGACGCGGCGAACGGAUUCGCGCUCACAGAGCAAGGGGACAUCCGCGAACUUAUUCUCAAUUCAAAGUCUUGA